Messenger RNA from Polyodon spathula (Mississippi paddlefish), 957 nucleotides. Its product is annotated as fatty acid synthase-like. Gene Ontology annotation, biological process: biosynthetic process. The transcript has 3 exons. The record is from RefSeq and is a predicted model, not a curated record. Lineage: Eukaryota; Metazoa; Chordata; Actinopteri; Acipenseriformes; Polyodontidae. Bases 1 to 408 code for a protein of 135 amino acids.
AUGUACAGAAAAUUUGGGCCUAUUAAGACCGCGAACGAAACGGAGUAUCUUUACUCUCGCGUCAACAUCGCCGUGGACCUCAUCACAGCCAGCCACAAGAGCAUGAGCCGAGAUUCCCUGCGCUUCGCCGCUUCCUCCUUCUACUACAAGCUGAAAGCGGCCGACCAGUACGUUCCAGCCAGCAAGUACCACGGCAACGUCACCCUGCUGAGGGCCAAGACCAGCAGCGAGUAUGGGGACAAGCUGGGGGGAGACUACCGGCUCCACGAGGUGUGUGACGGGAAGGUCUCUGUCCAUGUCAUUGAUGGGGACCACCGCACCUUCCUGGAGGGAGAAGGCGUGGACUCCAUCACAGGCAUCAUCCACAGCUCGCUGGCAGAGCCCCGCGUCAGCGCCAGGGAGGGCUAGGACCCCAUCGGCCCACCACACUCCGCUUACUGACCCGUGCAAUAGCGUUAUGGUACAAACGACUGGAUUUACCAAGUAUUUGCUCUGGUGUAAAGGGUGCAGCACUCUUAAUAAUGCUAGCGUGCAAAACUGUGACGAGACAACUACAGUCCAUGUAAUGGUCCCUAAAUGUGUUUUAUUUGUAGUUUUCUGAAUACCUGUAAGUUAAUUUUAGAAAGUGCAAACUUAUCAGUGGAGCAAAAGCUUGAUGAAUCUGUCCAAAGGUCUUGUGGUCCUACUACAGUUCAGCAAGCGUUUCAUUAACAGCUUUCCAAACAUAAGUACCUAUAACAUUCUCAAAUAUAAAGAUGUCAUGUUGACCUCAUUUUGAGUGCUGGCCUCAACGGAUGCUAUCAAGUUAAGCCAUAAUGGGCCAUAUUUUUAAAAUGUUGCUUCUAGUCUUUAAUUAACUCCUACUGUUUUUUAAAGCAUGUAAAUGUUAAAGCAUGUAAAUGUUACAUGAGAAAAAUUGGAAUACAUGACUUACUUGUUUGGUUUUAGUUUUGUAAA